AUGCCUCUCCAAGAGGGCAAACAGUCGUCGUCGGUUCAGGGAGAUGGAGAUGCUUCGCUGAUCAAUUCAAGACGCUUGGUUGAUGUUGGUGACUCGGCAGCCACGGAUGCGCCUCCUGCGUAUAGCGAACACCAUGAUCAGUUCCAGCUGAGCCAGGCUGGGUUUGCUGCAGGCGCCGCUGUGACCGACGAUGGCCGGGUCAACAUCAACAUCAAUCAGACGAGCUCCAGGUUUACGGACUUGCUCAUCCCUGCCCUGAGAACUCAGACUCUACCCCGGGAAAAAAUCACGGAUCUCCCACCAUCAUAUAUCCCCCCAAGUUUGGGCGGCCUACCUGGCCAAGCCCCACCACCAAAGCUCAAUGUCGUCGUGCAGAUCGUCGGCUCUCGAGGCGACGUGCAGCCGUUCGUGGCUCUGGGAAAGGUCCUCAAAGACACCUACGGCCACCGCGUGCGUAUAGCCACGCACCCUACAUUCAAAAGCUUUGUUGAGGAGAACGGCCUUGAAUUUUUCAGCAUCGGUGGGGACCCGGCUGAGCUGAUGGCCUUUAUGGUCAAGCAUCCUGGACUGAUGGUACCAUUUCAGGCCAUCAAGGACGGUGAAGUCAAAAAGCGCAGGAUGGGAAUCGAGGAGAUAUUGCUCGGCUGCUGGCGCUCCUGCAUUGAAGCUGGAGACGGCUCCGGACCGCCGCCACAGAUGCAUAAACGGAACGAGCCCCUGGAUGAGAGGUUUUUUGUUGGGUCUGAGGGGCAAAAACCGUUUGUUGCGGACGCCAUCAUUGCAAACCCUCCCAGCUUUGCUCAUAUCCAUAUUGCCGAGAAGCUGGGAAUCCCGCUGCACAUGAUGUUCACAAUGCCUUGGUCACCUACCAAAGCCUUCCCUCACCCUUUGGCCAACAUUCAGUCCAGCAAUGCUACCGAGGUCAUGACCAACUAUGUUUCGUACACCCUCGUUGAAAUGAUGACCUGGCAGGGACUCGGUGACGUUAUCAACAGGUUUCGCCUGAAAACUUUGGAUCUGGAACCUCUUUCACUGAUAUGGGCGCCUGGACUUCUUUCGAGGCUCAGAAUACCAACCACGUACUGCUGGUCCCCUGCGCUGAUUCCCAAGCCAAAUGAUUGGAACCCUGAAAUCUCCAUUUCUGGCUUCUUCUUCCUUAAUCUUGCGUCCUCUUAUACGCCUGAGCCCGACCUGGCCGCCUUUUUGGCGGACGGACCCCCUCCUGUUUAUAUAGGGUUUGGAUCCAUCGUGGUGGACGACCCUAAUGCUUUAACGAAGAUGAUAUUCGAAGCUGUGACAAAAACUGGCGUCAGGGCUUUAGUAUCCAAAGGAUGGGGUGGUAUUGGGGCCGACUCUAUUGGAAUUCCUGAUGGCGUUUUUAUGCUGGGCAACUGCCCGCAUGACUGGCUCUUCCAGCAUGUUUCGUGCGUGGUACACCAUGGUGGCGCCGGAACUACCGCGGCUGGUAUCAAGCUGGGCAAGCCAACCGUUGUGGUUCCCUUCUUUGGGGAUCAACCAUUCUGGGGCUCGAUGAUUGCGAGGGCCGGAGCUGGCCCUGAGCCAGUUCCUUACAAGAAGUUGGAUGCCGAAUCACUAGCUGCUGCUAUUCGCAAAGCGCUGGAGCCUGCGACACUGGCAAAAGCCAAGGAGCUUGGUGAAAAAAUUCGAGAAGAGCAAGGCUGUGAUGUUGGUGGCAAGAGCUUUCACGAUUUUCUGGAUAUCGAUGGCUUAAGAUGCUCCUUGGCGCCCAGCCGUGUAGCUGUGUGGAGGGUUCGUCGCUCAAAAGUCAAGCUGAGCGCACUUGCUGCUGCUGUCCUCUUGGAGAAGAACAUGCUCGAGCAGUCCGAUUUGAAGCUAUACCACGCCAAGGAGUACACCACCGAGGGUCAACCAUGGGAUCCCAUCUCGGCAGUUACUGCUGCACUUAUUGGUGACGUUGGCACGAUCGCAAUGACCAUUUCCGAUGUACCUCGGGAGCUUUUCAAAAGUAGGAAAAAGGUACCCAGCACGCCUGGAACGCCGUCCGCAGAUGGCAAACCACAGGGCGACGCUGCUUCCAUUGCAACAUCUACAACAGCUGUAGCCAGCUCGGCAUCUACAAGCGCUGUCUCUAUUCCAAACCUCACCGUGAGUGGCACGGAGCAUGUGAAGAAAGGAACUGCUUCCGAAGAGAAUAUGAGUGGUUCAGGUGCAAGGUCCCCCGGCUCGCCACAAUCGGCAACCCCAGCUCGUACCCCUGAAGGCCAAGGCCGAAACAACCCUGGUCAAGAGUCCAACCGCACGGGGAGUCAGUCUCCAGGUGUGACGGUGCAGACAGCCAUCGACACUGGAAAGGGGGUGGUGCGGAUUGUUGACGCCGGCUUCAAGACACCGAUGAACUUCUGUCUUGGUCUGGCCCGUGGCUUCAGGAAUGCGCCCAGACUCUACAACGAUGACAGUGUUCGCGCACCCGAGAGAGUCACCGACCUGGGCUCAGGGUUAAAAGUCGCUGGCAAGGAGUUUGGCCUCGGAUUGUACGACGGCAUCUCUGGCCUCAUCACUCAACCCCUGAAGGGAGCCCAGAAAGAAGGUGGCGUUGGCGCUAUCAAGGGUUUCGGCAAGGGAAUUGGUGGUAUUGUUCUGAAGCCAGCGGCAGCAUUCUGGUCGAUACCGGCCUACACAAUGCAGGGCGUCAAUGCGGAGAUCCGUACAAUGUGGAGCAAGAGCUGGCAGAACUACAUCAUCGCAUCUAGACUUGCCCAAGGCCGGCAAGACCUCGCUAAUGCGUCGUACCAAGAGCGUGAAGACAUUACUCUUCGGUGGGCUUCCAAGAACGAGGAAUUGAAGGGCUACUUUCAACUCAAACGCAAGUCAAAAGAUUCCCAGAGCGGAGCUCUAUCCCCUUCGGCAAUGGAUUCGGCCUCCCCGGGUACAGUCUCAAGUUCGUCGGUUCCCCCAACUGCUGGACCUUCUACUCUGGCAGAGCCCCCAAAGACAGGCUUCUGGCAUACUCGGAAGCUAUCUUUUGAGAAGCGCAAGCAGCUCCAUGCUCAAAAAGAAGCGUGGAAAAGGGGACAGGCUGAGGGAGGAGGCGGUCCUUUGACUGCUGCGCCGCCGCAAGCUAGUUUCGAAGAUGAGGAGUUGGAGCGCGCCAUCCGUGAGUCUGUCAAACAGACGUCCAAUGGAGAUCCGGUUGAAGACGUCAGGAUCGAGCAGGCAAUUCGCCAGAGUGUUAGCGAGAUGCACAGGCUCGAGAAUAACAGCGAGAAGGCCAGCAUCCUAAGGUAUCCCGAGCCGGCGGCGACUGCAGUAGGCGCCCAGUCAUCGGAAGACAUCAGCGACGAGCAGUACCAGGCCUUGAUUGAGGAAGCCGUACGGCAGAGUCUACAGAGCCACAAUACAGCAGGCGGCUACCACAGCAAGGCCUUUGAUGAUGGCGGCGACGACGACGAGCAACUUCGACUCGCCAUCAAGCAGUCGAUGGAGCACGGACAACCUGCUUCCUACGGCGGAGGCGAAACGGACGAUGAUCUCAAGCGCGCUCUGUACGAGUCCAAAGCCGCACAUAGAGAGCAACAGCACCGAGAAGCGGCUGCCCGGACAGAAGAAGAGGUAGUGUUGGAGUAUAUCAAGAAACAGAGUCUUGCAGAAAGUGAAUAUGCGCGCAAAGGCAAGGGUGCAGCGGCUGCUACCCCGGUCACUAGGGAUGAUGAUGAGCAUGAUGAGGAUUUAAAGAGGGCGUUAGAGGAAAGCCUGAAGAUGAGUUCGGGGCGGUCAGGUGGCUUCUCUGGGCACAUCCUCUUCUUCAUGUUCACCGCCAUCGAUACUUUCUCGACAGAUCUUCUUUGCGCCCAUCUUGUAGAUGACCAGCUUAUUCAGCUGAAGAUCCUCAGCCCAUACGUAGUCCUCAAACUGGUCCAAGAUUCCGGUCGCAUCUAUAACCACUUUGUCCUUGCCGAAACGCUUCCCACCCCCGCCGCUGCCUCUUCUCGAAGACCGCUGCCCACUCUUGGCGUAUAUGGUGUUGACCACGGUGGCAUGCAGCUUCAGCGGCCGAUUUUCAGCCACCAUCAGGCCGGCGUCCUUGAACAUGGCGGCCGCACGCUCGCAGAAGGACUGGAGGAUGCUUGGCGAGGCUGCCAGCGGGGAUUUCAGCGUCGGCUGCGCGUAGAGCACGGUGGCUUUGGAGGGGUCCUUUUGCAUUGCGGAAAGACCACGCAGAGAUAUCGCCAGACCGGCGCCGCCCGCGUCCACCUCGUCUCCCUUCCCUGCGGCCUCGGCCAGCAUCUCACGCGGCUUCAUGAUCCUCAACAGCGCAACGGCCCUGGCCAGAUCGCCGCCGUUGUUACCGCCGAGCGCCAUGACGCCCAGGGUCAGGUGCAGCGUGCCCAGCGGCCGCACGGCGUCCGGUGGGACCGCAUAGCCCGUGGUGACCUCAUCUCGGAAGGCGGACAGGGCCCGGGACAGCUGUGUGCGGACCGGGGAUGCUGGCGACGAGGGCACAAGCGGGAUUGCCAGGAAGUGGGUAAGGACGGGUCUGGCGUUUGCGGAGCCGCUCGCCGCCAUGAU
This is a messenger RNA of Pyricularia pennisetigena, 4548 nucleotides long. RefSeq lists its product as uncharacterized. NCBI's taxonomy places the organism in Eukaryota, Fungi, Ascomycota, Sordariomycetes, Magnaporthales, Pyriculariaceae. Gene Ontology annotation, molecular function: hexosyltransferase activity; UDP-glycosyltransferase activity. The record is from RefSeq and is a predicted model, not a curated record. The transcript has 7 exons. Gene Ontology annotation, biological process: carbohydrate metabolic process. The annotation marks the transcript as partial.